Molecule: messenger RNA, 913 nt
Organism: Petromyzon marinus (sea lamprey)
Lineage: Eukaryota; Metazoa; Chordata; Hyperoartia; Petromyzontiformes; Petromyzontidae
Source: RefSeq, a predicted model, not a curated record
ACCACCACCACCUCCACCACCACCAGCACCACCACCACCACCUGCUCCACCCACCUCGUCACCAGCCACACGGGUGAAGGUCUCCAUGAAGUGCCUCAGGUUUCUCUUCUUCACCUUCAAUGUCGUCUUGUCGAUCUGCGGCUUUGCGGUGUCCGGGUCGGCGCUGUGGCUACGCUUCGACAAAAUCACCGAGAACAUCUUCAGCUGCGCGGACACCCCCUCCAUCUUCCUCAAGGGAGUCUACGUUCUGAUUGGAGCCGGGAUUCUGAUGAUCCUCACUGGAUUCCUCGGGUGCAGAGCAGUCACAAAGGAGUCGCAAUGCAUGCUGGGAACGUACUUCUUAUGUCUGCUGCUCAUCUUGGUAGCAGAGGUGGCUGCCGGAGGUUACUCCGUCAGCAACAAAGACAAGAUUCGGCAGGAGUUCAAGGACAACUACAGCUGCUUGUUCACGAAAUAUGUGAAAGAACGGUCGAGCUACACCAAGACGGCACUCAUAGCCAUCCACAAGGAGCUCAACUGCUGUGCCACAGGGAAGGUCUCGAGCACCCUGUCAUCACUGGUCCCAGGUCUCUGCCCCAACGACAAGAACAUAAUCGAGGCAUGGCUCAAACCAGACAUGGACUGUAACAGCCGCAUCGACGAAAUCUACUCCCAGAGGGUCUACAUCAUCGCCGCUGUCGGCAUCGGCUUCGGCGUCAUGAUGGUCGCCGGCCUCGUGAUCAGCGCCAUGCUGUGCGGGGCCAUUCGGCAAGAAGCAAACUCCGACUAGCAAGUCACGUGGGCACCGUGACACACCCCAGGCGGAGUGGAAGGGAGGUGACGGUGACCAUGGGAUGAAGAACGCCUCGAGCACACACACAGCGUGUACACACACACACAGUGUACACACACACAGUGUACACACACACACAGU